Rhopalosiphum maidis (corn leaf aphid) is the source of this 1208-nucleotide messenger RNA. Its product is annotated as protein lifeguard 1-like. Gene Ontology annotation, cellular component: membrane. Lineage: Eukaryota; Metazoa; Arthropoda; Insecta; Hemiptera; Aphididae. The transcript has 2 exons. The coding region runs from base 528 to 1208 and encodes 226 amino acids. The record is from RefSeq and is a predicted model, not a curated record.
CCAAUUUAACCAACUGUAAUACUAAUACAUUACUUUACUAAAUAACGAUAUCAAAAAUCGCAACAUGAAAUACACUCAGUGAUCCGUCUCAGCUCAGAAUCUUUUUACUGAUUCGAUGAUACAUCAUUGAAUUCAAAUUUAAAAAAUUCAUGGAAUAACAAAUCACACAAAUCUUGUUUUAUUAUCUUCGCUUUGCUCAAUGGUCGCAUUCUACUAGUCCGGUGGGGAGAAGAAGUCGCCUGGCUUUAUCUUUUAAGACCACGUGCACAUAUCUACCGUGUACUGCGCGUCGUCGCAUAUGUCUUGUGUCUUGUCUUUGUGUCUUAUCAUACAAUUUCCGGUCCAUCGUCCACUCUAUUUUAUUCAGUGAAUUCAGGUUUUGAUUAAAUAUCUAAUAGUGUUUUUCUGCUGUCGACCGUUAAAGUCGUAUUCGCAUUUCACCAAUUUAUUGGUAGAAACUUUGUAAGAAUAUACAAUAUUAGUUAUAUUCGUUAAUUAGACUCGUGUGAUAAUUAUCAUAACCAACUAUGGAUAACGACGUUGGCUUCAACGAUAGAGCUAUACGCAGAAACUUCUUAUGUAAAAUCUACGGUAUUGUUUUGUGCCAACUGCUAAUCGCCAUAGCAUUUAUGACCGUGGCAACUUUUCAUGAUCCCACUAGACUUUUUUUAAAAUCAUAUCCGAGCCUCAGGAUCAUCACAAGUAUUAUUACUUUAAGUAUUUUAAUAACACUCGCUUUCUGUGAAAAAUUACGCCGCAAGAGUCCUAUUAACUAUAUUUUCUUGUUUGUAAUUACCAUAGCCCUAUCAUUUUUAUUAGCAGUGACUGUGUCUCGUUACUAUCCCAAACAAGUGAUUUCGGCUCUCAGCCUAGCUACAAUAAUCUGUUUUGCUCUCACAAUAUUUGCACUUCAGACUAAAAUAGAUUUUACAGUCAUGGGUAGUUCCUUAAUGGUAGCUAUAAUAAUUUUACUGGUUGCGUCUACCGUUGUUAUAUUAUACCCUGCUAAAUUAAUGACACUCAUAAUUGCAUGUACAGGGUCAAUAAUAUAUUCGUUUUUUCUUAUUUAUGACACCCAAAUGAUGGUCGGUAGUAACCAUAGAUAUUCAAUAACUCCAAAAGAAUAUAUACUUGCAGUAUUAGCCAUUUAUAUAGACGUAAUUAACAUUUUCUCCGAUAUAUUUACCGUUAUUGUUGUUGGUGAUUAA